Messenger RNA from Paramecium tetraurelia, 666 nucleotides. RefSeq lists its product as uncharacterized. Lineage: Eukaryota; Ciliophora; Oligohymenophorea; Peniculida; Parameciidae. The record is from RefSeq and is a predicted model, not a curated record. The transcript is spliced from 2 exons.
AUGAAAUAUUUCUUUUUAGUUAAUCUUAAAUUAAGUUAUAUGGAAUUAUCUAGAUCUUAGAUUUACUUGAUAUAUUGGCUUGUACUUAAGGGGAUUAUAUCUUAAGAUAAUUAUAUUGGUAGAAUGGAUAUAAGAAUUAAUCUGUCUUCAAUAUAUAUUUGUUCUAUUUAUAUAGUAAUAUCUUUGCUCAUACAUAUUUUUUAGGAUUACAUUAGAGAGUGCAACUAUUAGAUAUAGCUUUGUUUGUAUCAAGUUUUGAUAAAGCUAAGGGGAUCAGUAUUUAAAAAGUAGAAUUAGAAGUCAUGUAUAUAAACAGCGAUUAAUGAUGGAAGAGAAUACUUUCCAAAAACACUAUAUAUAAUGUUAAUUUCAAUGAGUGUAAAAUUUACUCCAGUAGACUUUUAUUAUAAAAGAGGAUUUUAAUUUUUUCAUAGAAUUUCUAGGUACAAUGUAAUCAUUUUGAUAUAUAUGAAUCAUUCAGCUACAUUUCAAUUUUUCAUUUAAAAAGAAUACCAAUAAAUGUGUUAAAUGAAAUAAACGAAAAGUUUGUCUAACUUUAUAUAUGAGGUUUCGAUCUAAUAAGACUAAUUUAAAAGAACUAUCAACCAAUUGAUAACUAAGAACAAUUUGUAAUAGUCAUUUUCCCUUAGGCAAUAAUAUCUCUGA